AUGGGGAACUGUCUCGACCUGCAGAAGCCGGUGACAUGGGUUGACGACGAGGACGACGACUGGGGAUCCAUGGAAAGCAGCAGCCCCAAGCAUUACAAGAGGCAGCGCAAGGCCGGAGCGGAGGCUGCCAAGGAGAUGGCCAGCUCCGGCUCGACAGAGAUCAAGAUCAAGAUCAGCAAGAAGCAGCUGGAGAAGCUUCUGCGGCAAGCCGACGACGGCGAGAAACUGCCGCUGCGACGAUUUAUCGCGGAUCUGGUGAGCAUGGGCGAGUCGUGGGAGCUCCACCAUGAUCAAGGGAGGCAUUGGAGGCCGGAGCUACAGAGCAUACCGGAGAUACCCGAAUGA
Musa acuminata AAA Group (dessert banana) is the source of this 345-nucleotide messenger RNA. RefSeq lists its product as uncharacterized. The record is from RefSeq and is a predicted model, not a curated record. Lineage: Eukaryota; Viridiplantae; Streptophyta; Magnoliopsida; Zingiberales; Musaceae. Bases 1 to 345 code for a protein of 114 amino acids. The transcript has a single exon.